CACCAUGGUUGUUUUGGUAUCCGCUAAUGUAGCAGUCAUCUGUCAAAAAGGAGGUGAUAAACUUUAACUAGCCAGUUUUAUCCACUGGAUUAAGGACGCACGUCAGUAUCGUCUUUACUAUGUCCUGUCCAAGUUGAUGAAACGAACCGUACUUCGAGUUAAAGACAGAUAUUUAGUUAUUUUUGGGAGUUGUGUUAGCUGGUGGUUAGCUCGCCUGUUAGCUGGCUGUCACUCUGUCAACAAGUUGUGCUCAGGAUGGACUGCACGGCGCUGGAGCUCGAUGCUGUCAAAUUUGCCAAAACAGCUGUCACCUAUGACCAGAGCGGCAAAUACAACGAGGCUGUGUUUUAUUAUAAGGAAGCAGCCCAGGCCCUGAUAUACGCUGGCAUGGCGGGGUCCAAACUGGAGGGGAUCCAGGACAAAGUGAAUGAGUACUUGGAUCGAGUUCAAGCCCUCCACAAUGCUGUCCAGAAGAGCGACCCGCUGAAGUCCCGGCAGCAGGUGGACCUGGAGCGCGCCCAUUUCCUGGUCACCCAGGCCUUCGAGGAAGAUGAGAAGGGAAAUUAUGACGAAGCCAUUGAGCUGUACUCUCAGGCUGUGGAGCUGUGCAUUGACACGUCCAACCAGACAUCGGACCAGGCGCUGCAGACCAAGCUGAAGCAGCUGGCACGUCAAGCUUUAGACAGGGCGGAGGGUCUCAAAGAAUCCCAGUCCAGAUCAACUCCAACUCAGGACAGGACGGGGCCUCCUGGAGCCAAGCCCAGCAGUGGGGCCAGCUCUGGGGGACCAGUCCGCCAGUACUUCCCUCUGGGGCCAGACUUCAGCCUCCAUGACCGACCACAGCCCCAGCCAAUACGAGCAGUCCAGUCCAGCGAGCCCCAGGGUCAGCGCUACACGUCUGAGGAGAUCGAGGUGCUCAGGAGUACAUCUACAAUCAAUGGCAUAGCCUACGUGCCCUUCAUGAGUGUGGACCUGAGGGAGCGAUUUGCCUUUCCUGUUCCUUUCUCGGACAAAACAGGGAAACUGGCACUGUCUCCCAAACAGAAAGCCAUCUUCUCUCGCUGGGUCCGGCCAGACGAGAUCUGCAAUAACCCCACCAUGAUCAUGUCUGUGUCCAGCUUCAGCAUCAAACAGACGGUGGUGUCUGACUGUUCGUUUGUGGCGUCACUGGCCAUCAGUGCGGCCUAUGAGAGACGCUACAACAAGAAACUCAUUACCAGCGUCAUCUACCCUCAGAACAGACGAGGAGAACCAGAGUAUAACCCGUGUGGGAAGUACAUGGUCAAGCUUCACAUUAACGGAGUUCCCAGGAAGGUGAUCAUAGACGACUACCUGCCGGUGGAUCGUAACGGAGAGCUGCUGUGCUCCUACUCCAGCAACAGGAACGAGCUGUGGGUCUCUCUGAUAGAGAAGGCCUACAUGAAGGUGAUGGGAGGCUACGACUUCCCUGGCUCCAACUCGAACAUCGAUCUGCACGCGCUCACCGGCUGGAUCCCCGAGCGCAUCGCUAUGCACUCAGACAAUCAGUCGUUCAGCAAGGACGACACUUUCCGUAUGCUCUUCCAGAGGUUUCACAGGGGUGACGUCCUCAUUACCACGGCAACGGGGGUGAUGACAGAGGAAGAAGGGGAGAGAUGGGGCUUAGUCCCAACGCACGCCUAUGCUGUUCUUGACAUCAGGGAACAUAAGGGAAUGCGUUUCCUGCAGCUCAAGAAUCCGUGGAGUCAUCUGCGGUGGAAGGGACGUUACAGCGAGCGGGAUGAGAAGAACUGGACACCUGACCUCCUUAAGUACCUCAACUUUGACCCCAAAACAGCACAGAAGUUUGACAAUGGUGUUUUCUGGAUUGCAUGGGAGGACCUUUGUCAGUACUAUGAUGUCAUCUACCUGAGCUGGAACCCCGCCCUGUUCAAAGAGUCCUCCUGUAUUCACAGUAGCUGGGAUGGGAAGCAAGGUCCAGUGAAGGACGUCUACAGUCUGGCCAACAACCCACAGUACAAGCUGGAGGUCCAGUGUCCAACAGGAGGAGCAGCUGUGUGGGUGCUGCUCACCAGACACAUCACUGACAAGGACGAUUUUGCACAGAACAGAGAGUUUAUCACUCUCGUCGUUUACAAGACAGAUGGGAAGAAAGUCUACUACCCAGCGGAUCCCCCUCCUUACAUCGACGGCAUCCGUAUCAACAGCCCACACUACCUGACCAAGAUGAGGCUGACCAGCGCGGGGACACACACCUUCACACUGGUGGUUUCCCAGUAUGAGAAACAGAACACCAUCAACUACACACUGCGGGUGUACUCUGGAUGCAAAUUCACCUUCUCCAAGAUCCCAAAUCCCUUCACUCAAACCAAAAGGAUCAACGGCCAGUGGAAGGGCCCCAGCGCUGGAGGUUGUGGGAACUAUAAGGAUUCAUACAAACACAACCCCAUCUAUCAGAUCAACCUGGAGCGAGGAGGACCGCUGCUCGUCGAGCUCCGAGGAUCCAGGCAGUACAGUGUCGGCUUUGAGAUGGUGACCGUGUCGACGGUGGGGGAUCCAGGCCCGGCUGCCUUCCAGAAAAAGAGCAGUGGAGAUUACAGAUGUGGCUUCUGCUACAUGGAGGUGGAGCACGUCCCAGCAGGCAUCUACAACAUCAUCCCCACCACCUUCUUGCCCAAACAGGAAGGACCCUUCUUCCUGGACUUUGCCAGCACCUUGCCCAUCAAGGUCUCUCAGCUCCAAUGAAGAUGGAGCUGGAGAGAGGACCGGGCAGGGAGACUGGGAGAGAGUGGGAUGUCAUGGGAUGUCACUGGAACUGUACUUUGGAUGUGAUGAGGUACCAAUGAAACACAAAGAUGCCCAGAAUGUGUCACAGCGUCUCCCCAGCUCCUCUCACUGAGACCUUUGCUGAGGACAGACUGUGACCAAACCACACAGUUCAGUGAAGGAAUAAUUUAUUAGUAAGGAAUCAGCAAGAGGAACCUCAGUGUGGAAUAAAACCCGUCAACAGUCAAGAUGUUUUGGGACAAAAUAAAAUAUGCUUACAUCAGAAAUUACACAGUGAUAGUGACAGAGAGCAGCUGUACUUCCAUUUGCCAUAAUAAGAUCGACACAGAAUCUAUGGAGCAGCGGUGUCGUUGCUCUGAUCAGACUGUUAAAUCUGUUGGAUCUCAUGAGGUAACAGUGAUUAUGUGACCACUUCCUGGACUCGACAGGAUGAGGAGAAGUAAUGGGCUUGAAAUGAUCACCAGCCAAGUCUUUUCAGGUUCUGUUUUGCUGCAGUGAGCACCUCAACAGUCCACAAGUGCGUUUUGAGUUUUUGAUCCUGGGUGGAUUUUUUUAAGUUAAGGCAUAUGUCAUUUUUCAGUAAGUUCCUUAGAGAGCUAGGAGAGCAUCUGUCCUCACUCCUUCAUGGCUUGGGACCCUUGAUUACAGUGGUAGAGUAUCUUCAUUCCGCAGUGAGCAGCGAUGACUCAGACAAUAGUGUUCUUCCAACUUUGUGGCAACCAGCUCCGUAAAGAAAUGCUUUUCCCAGUUUGGUGUUGAAGAACUUGACUGGCCUGCACAGAGCUCUGAUCCCAUCCCCACCCAACACGAGCCAGUGGUUGGACUUCACUGAUGCUCAUGGGGUCAUUGGGAGUAAACGCCUUUGCACACCAAGUCUGUAUUUUUCGUAGGCUUUUUAAAAAUUUGUCAUCUGAUAAAAAUGGUUACGCACAGAAACCUGCACAUUGAAUUAGUCCAUUGUGUUUCAUUGUUCUCUCUCUCUUGCUGCAGAUCCUCAAAAAGUCUAAAGCUCAGUUCAGACCAAAGAUUUGCGACAAGAUGAAACCGCUUUAGAACGUUGCAGAGAAAAGAUGCAGCGGUGUGAACUGGCCGUCUAAGCUCGACUGAAGCCGGCUGAUGGUGACACCUGCAACUCAGCUGGACAAGUUGUGGGCGGCUGGUUUUAGAACGUAAAGCUCAUCGCCUGUUUCUACAGCCGAUCGACUUGUAGUGAAGUCCACUGGUCCGGUGUCGGGAUGGUGGGUCACUGCUGCUGCUGCUGGCUGUAUGUGCUUAUGCCUAUUUUGGUGUAUUGAUUAUGAAUACCGUCCAUCUGAUGCUGGUUUUGUUUCUGUUUAUCACCGUUUCAUCACCACUACAAAUGCAGCUGUAGCCAGUAUCUCACUAUCACUAUCCUCAUUCAGAUUUUAAGAAGCUACAAAUUAUAUUCAGCCACAAAAUAAGUCUGAAAAGCUGCAAAUCAGAACUGAAGCACAGAAAGUUGUUGCAUAGAGAUGAUACACCGUCUCAUCUGGUUGCCUUGGUGUGAGGUGCAGGUUUUCAGAAUGUUGCAGAACGACACAUUGCAAGUAGAUUGUUGUUUCAUCUCAUCUCGUCGUGAAUCUUUGGUCUGAACUGGGCUUUAGGAAGCAUUGAAUUCAUUUUUCUAAACAAAGAAGGCCUUAAUUGGUGUAAAAUCUCUUAAAUCAAUCUUUCAAAAGUCUUCAGAAUGCUCGGACAUGGGAAGUAGGAUUUUAUGAAUAUUAAUUUUCUGACGUUGCAUUGUAAAAUCUCAAAAUAGUUUUUCUUAAACAAUAUACAGAAUUCCUCUUGCAAUAACAUCACACUGAUCAGGAUAGUGGAACAAGCACUACUCAUAUUUUGUUUCUGCUCAGAGCAGAGGAUCCACUCUCCGUCCAUGUCUUGCAUUUCGCACUGCAGCUACCUGAGUUAUGAAAUGACACUGUGCACUAGGGCUGGCAAUCACCAGAGGAUCUACGAUACGAUAGUAUUAAGAUACUUAAGUCAUAUUAUUGGGAUGUUAAAUAAGUUGCGAUAUGCUGACUAUUUCCCCAAAAGAAAACUUUGUCAACAUCUGUUUUAUCUGAUAAGAUAAAGUUUUCAGUCUAUUCAUCUCACUUCAGCUGUUUUCUUUGCAGCGGCAAAAUGAAUCUAGAAGACUGAAAAAGCAACUGAGUAUAUUAUUCCAAUAGGCUACUUAAAGUUAAAUUUGUAUUUGAAAUUUUAAUAAAAAAAAAAAAAUCGUGUGACGAUAUGAUAUUGCCACACAAAAAUAUUGCGAUACAAUGUUGUACCAAAUUUUCCCCGACCCGUACCGUGCAGACAUAAAAUUUUACUCUGCCAUAAGCAUCAUUAUUGCUGGUGUGCAUUUCUGGAUAGUCUCAUGUUGCCUUCUCUUUCAAGGAGAAGACUUUGCUCCCAUAUAUUUCUCCUUCUUUUUCUUGCUGGCCUGCUGUUCGCUUCAGGCCUGUUCCUCUCUCUUGAUGUGGACGUAUGUGUCCCGCAGGUUACGCCACAGUUUCUUCACUGCUCUUUGUUCAAACAACUCUCUAAAGGCUUUUCAUAAAAAAGAAACUUGUUCGGGAAACUUAGACAAUGGACAAAAGUUUCGGAGUUGGUGUGCAAAGGCCUUAAAUCUCUGCAGCCAGGUUCUACCGUCUGGUGGACAGACUGUGAGUGGAGGUUGCUAUAGCAGCACAUUAAUGCCUGAUGCUUUGGAAAGACAUGUUCAGCUUUCACACACAAGUGGAGUGUUAAUGUGUCCACAUAGUUAUGGCCAAGUUGUGGAUCUCAGUUGAGACUUUGGGUGAAAUUUGACAAAUGUCUCUGGAACAUCCGCCUCAUUUUCCUGUUAGAAACCGGAGCAGUGACAGUGAUUCAUCCAUGCAGGCAGGUGCAGGAAAGGUUCAUGAUGAUGUCUCAGUAAGAGAGAGACCUGUCAAUCAUCCAGUGUGGAGUCAGUAUGGAGUGACGGCGGUCUCUGGUGAAUUCAUACACAGUCCUGCUGAGCAGAAAUAGCAGGAAAGCUUUUCCCUGCUGUAACUUCAGUUGUGUUGUACAUCACAGUGUCACCUCUCCACAGAAAGCAAAAAUAAGAAUCAAGCCCAAGAUAUAAACCAGAUCAUGAAUUUAUGAUCAUGAUAACUCUUUGUUAUGGAGAGCCAUGGAAAGAACAUACACAGUGUGACAGGAUGGAAAAUGAACUCGUGCUUGAGAUGCUCAUAACUGCAGAACAACUGGAGAAGAACGAGUUGCUUGAUUCUGGCAGCCAUGAUACAAAAUUUUACUUUUAUCCCUGUCUUUAUUCAAGAGUGUGGUGUUUCAAUUUGAAAGCAAGAUUCAGUAAUUUAACUUUCAAGUUUUGUUUUCCUUCCCUCAAACCCCUGCCGUCACACUCAAACAGCUCCUGCUCUGCUCCUGUUCAGACUGUCUGCUUUCACUCAGACAUAUCGUUGCCGUCACAGAUUUCCUGCGCUCCAGGAUAUUUAAAAAAAAAAAAGGUGCCAGGCAGUCGAUGGAUUUCGCACAUUUUAGGUGUUUAAAUGUUAAAAGAUUUGUAUAGAGGUUUCACGUUUUUACAAUUGGAAGAUUGUCAGCAUUGACACUGGAGAGGGGCUGAAGAGCCACAUGUAGCUCCGGAGUCACAGGUUGCCUCCUUCUGUCGUAAAGCGUCUCAUGCAGGUGGUUACUCUUUAACCAGGUUCAUUCACUUUAUUAAAUGUACUUCCCUUGUUGUUUUCAGCUUUUGACAUUAAGGACAGUGAAUAAACAUGCUAGCGCCCUUACUUUUUUACUAUAAUAGUUAGCUACGUUCAGCACACUGACGGGAGGCUGACGUGCUCUACAGCUACUGUUACACUGGAGGACAACAUGUCGUGAUCUGAGAGCAGACACUUCACAAGUGCACAGAAAGACCUUGAGAGCGAGGAGUAAAGCUGGAGCACAGGAAAUCUGUGAAAGCAACACUAAAUGAGUGAUAGCAGAGCAGACAUAAGUGCAACAGACGGUGUUUGAGGGAAAGAAAACACAAUUUGAAGGUUGAAUUAAUAAAUCUUGCUCUCAAAUUUAAAAAAAAAAAAAACCAAGCUCUUAGACUAAGAUAGAGAUAAAACCCUGUAAGAAUUUCUACAAAUGAAAGCCUCAGUCGUCCCUUUCUUUAAUUAUUGCUCCACCUGACCAUCAGACUCAGAGUUAAACAGUCCAGAGUCAAACUAGUAAAACCUGAUUUAAGGUCUGUGAGGUGGAGGAACGGUUAGUGUUCUUAAAUGACCGUGAAGGUUUUUUAUUCUCAGGAGCAGUGCAGCAGAGCAGCACCACAGGGAAUCCAGUAUGGCAGCAGUUGAAUGAUGUCUCUUCAUGUUGUCUGUGGAUGUGACGGCUGAGUGAUGAAAUAUCAGCCUGAUUUCACUGACAGGCCUCACGUCAGCAGCACUCAGCUUCACACAGGUGUCACACGCUGUAUGUGCGAUACCUCUAUGUGUGUGUGUGUAAAUGUUUGAUUGUCCACCUUCUACAGGUAAAAUGUAAAUGUAUUGCCAAAUACACAUCCUGUUUACCUUUUUUGCUGAUAUACUGCACUUUUUUUAUCAUUUCACAUUACUGUUAUUGUCAGACACAAUGUAUGGAAAUGAAUAUGUCACUUUGUUUCUUCAACGCUCGCAGUUUGUAUUCAGAAAGCGUCUCACCUGUCCGUGGUCACCUUGUUUUCAGGGAGAAAAGUUUCACCCAUCAGCAGUCUGUCAUGCACAAAUGUUGCUGCUGCUUGUCUCUGCAACUCGAAUAGUCACAUGACAAUUCUUCGGCACCGGCGUCUGUUGCAGUCGUGGGUUUGCUGUGGAGGAUUAGGGUCUCAUUUAUAAUUGUGUACGCACAAAUCGAGGCCUGAACGAGACGUGCGCCACCUCCCACAGAAAAGUUGUGAUCUAUAAAAACAGACUUGAUGGGAGAAACGUUGCUUACGAACAUUUUGGAGACGGGAAAUUGGCAACACAGAUGGUGAGGUGGAAGCCUGAUUGUAGACAUUGUCGAAUAUUUUUUAGUGCAUGCCAUCAGGUAGAAUCAGUCAGCCAAUGUCAACCUUAAAGGGAUAGUUCAGAUUUUUUGGAGUGUUGUUGUGUGGGUUGCAUGUGCAUAGACAGUAUAUUUCAUACAGUAGAUGUCAGUCGGUACGCUCCAAAGAGCAUGGUUCGAAACCAGGGGUGGAGGAGCAUGUUCUCCCUGUGUCAGCGUGGGUUUCCUCCAGGUGCUCCAGCUUCCUCCCACAGUCCAAAGACAUGCAGGUUAACUGGUGACUCUAAACUGUCCGUAGGUGUGAAUGUGAGUAUGAAUGGUUGUCUGUCUCUAUGUGUCAGUCCUGUGAUAGUCUGGUGACCUGUCCAGGGUGAACCCUGCCUCUCACCCAGUGUCAGCUGGGAUAGGCUCCAGCCCCCCCUGUGACCCCUCACAGGAUAAGUGGUUACGGAAAAUGAAUGAAUGGCUCCAAUGUGCUUCUCCAAACUGGGGGCGCUCCAACUAACAUUUGCUGUAUGUAAUAUACUGGAUAUGAAUAAGUACCCCAUACGACCCAACUUCAAUAAUCUGAACUCUCCCUUAAAGUCACGGUGUGUUAUGACCUGUGUGUGAUUUUUUAUUUUUUUUUGUCAAACUUUAGUUUUCUUUGCAAAAUCCAAAUGAAAAGUCAGUGUCAGACAGCUGACGGUAUUGUAAUGCCCUUUAAUUUUGAAUGUUUACAUGAAGGUAAAGAGAAUCUGACUGCAGCGGACGACACAGGGUGAGUUAGUCAGUGUUGUACUUUCUGUGGAGCCGGAUCCACAACUGUAAGCUGCUGUAGUGAAUGUAACGCCAAACAACCAAGGACUAUUUACAUUUCAUUGUUCUGGUUUUUUUUUUUUUUUUUCAUUUAAUUGAUUAUUUAACCCAUUAAAUGUUUUUUGUUUUAAUGUGGAAAUGUCCCUCAGAAAGUCACAGAGCCAAAGGUUACAUCUCAGUUAAACAAUAUUGGAUUUUCGGUGAUGUAACAGAAAGAAAAGCAGCAAAUAAUUUCAUUUCUGAACCUGAACCAGUGAUAUUUUUUGUUUUUUUGCCCAACUAUCGAUUAUCAAAAUUGUUGCUGAUAUAUUUAUUAUUGAUUGAGUUAUGGUUGUUGCAGUAUUCACUGGUUUCCUGCAGCCUCUAAAGUGUGAAUGCAGACGUCACCAGACUGCACCAUCAGGCCACUGAAUGCAUUUUCCCAACAUAAUUUAAAAAUGUUUCAUACGCUUUCAUUGUGUUAACCACGAGCUUUGGCUUUGCUUUACAAUCAUACAUUUAUUUUAAAGAGAGCUUGCCUCCAUUAUUCCAUGUCCACACUCUGUAUGUGAUGAACUUGAUCUGGAUCAUAAUAAUGCUUCCGGGGAGCAGGGUGACAGUUUUCACUCGUAGUUAGUGUUCACAGUAAUCCAUAGUAAAGCCAGUGCAGGCUGCUUGUUGACUGUAAAUGAACUCUAGAUGCUGGUGUGCUAGAGUACAAGGUUGAAAUGUAUUCAGAGUGAGAUAAAGCUUUAAAUAUCCAUUGCCAAGUAUUUCUGUACCAUAUCCACUUGCUGAUUGAUGGUAAAUCAUUAUGAUUUCUAUGGAUGCCAUAUCUUUCUGUUACCAUAUUCAGUUUUGUCUUUUUAAUUGGCAACAAGCCGACUGAUUUAAAUAUGCAGCAGGACAAUCUUGCAGCAGGCUGUUGUAUGAAUGAUGAUGUAAUGUUUGCAGGACUUGCACUAAAUGUUGGUUAGACUGACGUGUUCGAACUUUGAAUACAGGAAAUGAUAUCUGC
Epinephelus fuscoguttatus (brown-marbled grouper) is the source of this 9571-nucleotide messenger RNA. It is a transcript of the gene capn7, whose product is annotated as calpain 7. The coding region runs from base 256 to 2724 and encodes 822 amino acids. Gene Ontology annotation, biological process: proteolysis. The record is from RefSeq and is a predicted model, not a curated record. The transcript is spliced from 21 exons. NCBI's taxonomy places the organism in Eukaryota, Metazoa, Chordata, Actinopteri, Perciformes, Serranidae. Gene Ontology annotation, molecular function: calcium-dependent cysteine-type endopeptidase activity.